Molecule: messenger RNA, 5487 nt
Organism: Lucilia cuprina (Australian sheep blowfly)
Lineage: Eukaryota; Metazoa; Arthropoda; Insecta; Diptera; Calliphoridae
Gene: Lk6
Product: homeobox protein 2
Exons: 6
Coding region: 1703-5419 (1238 amino acids)
Biological process (GO): peptidyl-serine phosphorylation; protein autophosphorylation; intracellular signal transduction
Cellular component (GO): nucleus; cytoplasm
Molecular function (GO): calcium-dependent protein serine/threonine kinase activity; calmodulin binding; ATP binding
Source: RefSeq, a predicted model, not a curated record
CCGACUUCUUUUUCAGUCGGAAUUUCAUCAUCAACUGGAUUGCGUGGAAAAUGGAGAGGUAGCUAACGAAAAAGCAAUUAACAACAGCGAAAAAACGCAAAGAAAACGGCUUUUGUCCGCUACUUUUAGCGAAUGUUUUUUUUUAAGUUACAACGCAGAAAAAUCCAACAAAAAACAACCAACGACUACGUCAACCAAUCAACCAACUUGUACUCAGCAGCAGCAUCAGCAGCUUUUUUUUAUUAUUUACAAUAACAACAAAUCAAGGAAAGGAAGCAAUUUCUUUCUCUGAUAUGCCCCCACAAUCUAAAUUCAAUGUGAUGAUUAAUUAUUUGUGAAAAAAACAAAAGCGAAGAAAAAAAUCCAACUAAACGCAAAAAAAAAAAAAGAAAAUCUUAUGAAUUGCAAUAGCUACCAGGUGAAACAAUCUGCGGAUUGAAACCAUUGAAAAGAUAAAAAGGAAGAAAAUUUAUUAUUUUGAAACUAAAAAUAGAAUUCCUACGCAGCUCCGGCAGCAGGAGCAGCAACAAUUAGAAAGCCCUAAAAGGAAUACAAACAAAAGCAGCGUUAUUUGCUGCGCAGCUUUUUUUCUGCCACCGAUAACAUCCCUACUGCUAACAGCAACCAGCAAAGGAAAGUUUUUUCUUUCACACAAAACUGGAAUUGAAAUUUUUAAGAAGAUUGGUUAAUUUUCUUAAAAAUUUAUGUCAUUUAACCACAAAACUUUAAAAUUCUUAAAAGUUUUUUAAGAAUUUAAGGUUAGGAUUUUUGCAAAUUAUUGUAAAUGCUGCGCAAUUUGUAUGCUGCACUACAGCAACGUCAACUGAGAAGCUAAAGUCAACGUUUUUGUUGUAUUUUCAAACAUACAAAAAAACUACUUUUUAUAAACAAAACAAUAAAAAGAAAAACGUUUAAAAUUUCUACAACCACAAAAAAUAAUAUUUAAAUAAGUGCAAAUUUGAUUCAAAUUACAAAACUAAAACUUUAAACGAAAAAAAAUUGUGUUAAAAACUAAAUAGAAAAAAAACUGCUCUGUAAAGGCCACCAUUUUGAAAGAGCGCAGUAAAGUGUAGAAAGAAAUACAAAAAAAUAAAGAAACAAAAACAACCAACAGUUACAACAGCUGCGGUAAUUUGAGAGAGAUUGAAGCAAAACGAAGACAGUGCAGUGCGUAUGAAGGAAAAAAGUGCAUUGAGCGAGAAAAAGAAAGAAGUAGAAAGAGUGUAACAAAAAAAAAACUAUAAAGAAAUUUUGUCAUUACAAUAAAGAAAAAAAGGAAAAAAUACCAAAACAUCAGACAAAAGACACAGUGUUGCAUUACUUUUUGAUCGUUCGAAAAUCUUUUCAAGAAAAUAGAAACAAAAACAACACCAGUCUUUCUAAUUUGUGGAAAAUAGUGUAAAAACAACAACAACAUAACACAGAAAUACUGUUGAAAAUUAAAAGAAACGUAGCGAAAGAGUGUGUAAAAACCAACGAAUUGAAGUGCAGCAGUCAAGUUUGUGCCACUUUUAGUGUUGUUUGUGUUUUUGUUUUUCUCUCCUUUUUACAUGAAAAAUUCUUCGUUUCUAUACACAAUUUUUUUAACCGGAAAAUUCUUAUUGUAAAAAAAUAAAUACAAUUCAUUUGUUUAACUAUAAAAUUGUAAUAAAAAAAACUUUUAUUUUGAUUUGAUUGAAAUUAUUAAAUAAAAAAAUCCAAAAUGGUUGAAAGGAUUAUUGAAGAAAAUACCUCGACAACUGACGACUCAGUUUCUUGUACAACUGAUGUUGCAGGUGUGGGAUCAUCUACGGUUAAAGCAACAGAUACAGCAACAACAAUAACAUCCUGUUCUAAUGAUAUUCAUCCAGAUGAUACAACACCAGUUAACAGCUGCAGUCAAUCUUCAGGUGGCCAUAAUGAACUUACACGCUAUAGCAGCGAAGAUGUAUCGGGCAAUGAAUCUAGUGAGGCUUUAAAAAUGACCGAAACUGAGCGUCAAGCCAAUUUCAAUCGCCAUAAGGAGGAGAUGCAAAAGAAAAGACGUAAAAAGAAGCGUACCUCUUCAUCUCUACACUCGUCUACAUUUCAAGAGUUGUAUAAACUUACCGGCGAGAUAUUGGGCGAAGGCGCUUAUGCUUCGGUCCAGACGUGUGUUAACAUCUACACCGAUUUAGAGUAUGCUGUUAAGGUGAUUGAUAAAAUUCCCGGUCAUGCCCGCGCUCGCGUUUUUCGCGAAGUGGAAACAUUCCAUCAUUGUCAGGGUCAUCCUGGUAUUUUGCAAUUGAUUGAAUUUUUCGAAGAUGAUGAAAAGUUUUAUUUAGUUUUUGAGAAAAUCAACGGUGGUCCUCUGUUGACUCGCAUUCAGGAGCAUAUUUGUUUUUCGGAACAUGAGGCUGCUCAGAUUAUUAAGGAAAUCGCUUCUGGUUUGGAUUUCCUACAUAAGAAGGGUAUAGCUCAUCGUGAUCUCAAGCCAGAGAAUAUUUUAUGCGUUUAUCCGGAUAAAUUGUGUCCGAUUAAGAUAUGUGAUUUUGAUUUGGGUUCUGGCAUUAAAUUCACCACGGAUAUAUCAUCGCCAGCGGCAACACCACAACUAUUGACACCGGUUGGCAGUGCUGAAUUUAUGGCCCCCGAGGUGGUCGAUCUAUUUGUCGGCGAAGCCAAUUACUAUGACAAACGUUGUGAUUUAUGGUCCUUGGGUGUUAUAGCCUAUAUAUUGUUGUGUGGUUAUCCACCAUUUUCGGGUAAUUGUGAACAGGAUUGUGGCUGGAAUCGUGGUGAAAACUGUCGCACUUGUCAGGAACUGUUAUUUGAGUCUAUACAAGAAGGACAUUUUUGUUUCCCCGAACCUGAAUGGGAUGAUAUCAGCGAAGAGGCCAAGGAUUUAAUACGCGGCCUUUUAAUUAAAGAGGCCCCCAAGCGUUUAAGUGCUGAGGCGGUAUUAAAUCAUCCCUGGAUAAAAGUAUCCGAACAUGAACCUUUAGAUAGUAAGAGAAUGGAAAAUAGACGUAAAGCUUUAAGAACACCAGGAAAUAUAAGACGCAAUCAAUCGGCACGUGAAAUUUCACAAUUUGCUGAAUCUGCUAUGGCUGUGAAGCGUGUUAUAUUACAACAUUUCUCCAUGCGCUACGACUAUAUGAAAGAACGUCCCAAUAUUUAUCAACCCUCUCAAAAUGGGGUUGAUCCAAAUCCUGAUUUUUCUAGCUUUAAGAAAAAUCGUUCUACUAAUUCCAAAUCCUUGUUGGCGGGCGGCCCUGCCAGUCGCAAUCGUUCAACUUAUGGACGUCCCAGUACUAUAAGUACUAGACAAUCAAUUAAUAAAUAUGGCAGCACCAAUGGCGGAAUAGGAGCAGGAGGAGGAGUAGGAGCAGGCGGUAAUGGAGUUGCUGGCGGCCCUGGUGGCAGUACACGCAGCGGCUCUUCGGUGUUUAAUACUUCAGCAGGAUCACGUUCUGGUGGCUUUUCCAUUUUAAAUGUCCACGAUGAAGACGAAGAUGAUGAAGUAUUGGAAAAUUUCGGUCGUAUAGAGGUGAAUCAAGAAGAGGAGCGCAACGAUUGGCGUUCAUAUUAUAAUGGUGAUGAAGAAGAUGAGGAGGACGAAGAGGAAUAUCGUACCAAUUGGCGUGAUCUAGAUGAUUAUGAUUACGAUAAUGAAGGUGAUGAAGAUGAGGAAGAAGAUACCUAUCAUCAGCAAAACUCCUCAUUUGUGGCUCCUGAACCCGAAAUCCACUUGGUGGAGGGAAAUGGUGUUUACAAAAGUUCUUGGAUUAAUGAUUCCGAUGAUGAAUAUAAUCCGGAUUAUGAGGAAAAUGAAAAAUAUCAACGUAAUUAUGUACACGACGACGAAGAUGAUUACGAUGAUGAUGAGGAGGAGGAAGAAGAUGAAGUUGAUUAUGCCAAGAAAGAAGUUGUUUAUGACGAAAAAGAACUAGAGGUUGAAGAUGAUAAAAAUGAAAAUAAAACUAACGAAAUAUUGGAAAGUAUUAGUGAUUUAAAGGCAAUGCUACCUGAUGUAAUUGAUGAGACUGGUAAUAAACAUAAAAUUGAUCAAAUCAAUGAAAAUGAUAAGGAUAAUCUUAAUGAUAACAAUGAAGAAGUUGAAGAAGAGAAAGCAACUAAAGAGAACGUUAAAGAAGAUGUUAAGGUAAAGGAUAAUAAAGAUGAGGAAGUUUUUAAGGAGCAAAACGAUGCCGUACCACUUAAUGUACCUAGCAUUAAUGUAAUUAAAUGCCCACCACAAGAAAUUUAUGCUAAAGAUGAUGAUGAUGAUAAUGAUGAUAACGAAGAAAAAGAAGAAGUAAAGAAAACUAAAGUCUAUACUGCUCCUACCCAAGCUUCUAUCUUAAAGUCCCCGAAUAAGCAACAGCAGCCUUUAAAACAAGAACGUAAAUCACCUCUUAAUCAAACACGCACGGUUUAUUUUGCUCCCGACAACAAUAAAGAAUCACAAGAAGACUUUGACGAAGACGAAGAGGAGGAAGAUGAAGAUGAAAAACAAGAUGUUUUCAAAAAACCUUUUCUCUACAACAAUUACUCCAAACGUCAAAGGCAAUAUUCGAAGUAUCAACAGCAGCAACAGCAGGAUAUACACAAGCGCUAUAUUUCGAAUAAUAUGAAACAACAACAACCACAACAUCAACAACAACCCGUAGAAAAUUGGCGUCAACGUAAUAAUCAACAAAUACCAGAACAACAACAGCAGCAAAAGCAAAAUUUAAACCAUAUUAACAACUCCAAUAAUAUAAAAAAUUUCAAAAACUUAGACAAUCAAUCAUAUCGUAAAUAUCGUCCCAAUAAUGCUGCCAAUUACUAUGGCAAUCCGAAUCGUAAUUAUUUGGGUAGUUUCUCACACAGUGGUACACAACAGCAGCCGAUACAGGCACCACAGCAACAACAACAACGUAGCAAUCCAUAUAUGAUGCCAAACUUUUGUCAUAAUAAUAACAACAGCAACAAUCGCCAUAAUAGUAGUGGUAGUAGUGGCGGUACUCCACCUUCGGAUAAUGAGCAACAACACUACUCCACUUUUAAAACAUCUCCAGAAAUACGUAACUGGCGCAAUGAUUGUAUCUAUUCUUCGGUGCGCAAUUGUAAUAUGCAACGCAAUUCGCCCACCCAGCAAAUGUAUCAGCAGCGCAAGUGUUUCUCUCAACAACCCCAGAUGCAGCCUUUAUAUCGUGUUAAUCCUCAGCGCAUAGGUUCGGGACGUUUCCCCUCUAACACUAGCAAUAAUAUGGAUUAUAAUGGUACUCCUUUAAGCAUUGGUCUCUCACCACCCAGUGAAAGUUUGUUGCUACAACGACGCUUGCAACGUAUGAACAAUACAAAUGUUGCCCCUGCUCCCACUCAUUAUCAUCAGCAAUUGCAACGCAAUGGCAACGAUUUGUUAAUUAAUAAUUCCAAUGAAUAUUGCCAACAACAGGCUACCGCCAGUGGCUAAAAAGAGAACAACAUUUUAUUUUAUGUUGCUUACACCCCCCUGUCCCCUUACUUUCCCCCUUAAAACAA